Paramecium sonneborni is the source of this 496-nucleotide messenger RNA. The record is from the annotation of a GenBank genome assembly. NCBI's taxonomy places the organism in Eukaryota, Ciliophora, Oligohymenophorea, Peniculida, Parameciidae.
AUGAAAUUGAAAUUUAUUGAUGAACGUAUAAAGUAUCAGAAUCAAUAUAAAAAUCAAUUUAAUAUAGAUUAAUAAAAAUAUAACCCAUCUGGAUUAAUUAGAAUAUAUGAAAGAUUUAAAUAAAAUAUCUAUGAUAUUCUAAUAAUGGAAAAAGGAGAAAUAGAUUUAAAAAAAUUCAUGAAUAAUAAUAAUUAACAUUUCAAUAGAAAGUUGAGAUUUUAAUUUAGGUAUUAUUAAAUUAUAAAUAUAUAUUAGAUAUCUUAAUCUAUAUAAUUUUUACAUUAAUAAUAAUUUAUAAAUAGAGAUAUUAAACCUGAAAAUUUUAUUAAAAUAGGUAAUUAAUUUAAACUUAUUGAUUUUGGAUUAAUAAAAUAGACUUCAAUAGUUUUCAAAACAUUUAAAAUAAGAACACCUCUCCUUUAGGCAUCAAAUUAUAGAUGUUAAAAUUGAUUAUGAUUUUUCUGUUGAUAUUUGUGUAUUUUAUGAAAUUCUUUGA